AUGAAUGCAGACGACGGUGAUGACCGUCGCUCGUCGACUCCGGCCGGCCGUUCACCAUCAUCAUCCAAACAGAUCGCGUCUUCGAACCAGGCCAACGACAAAGACAAACCGCGCCUGACAGAGCAAGAGAAGAAAAGCAACCACAUCGCGUCGGAGCAGAAACGACGUGCUGCGAUUCGAGAGGGGUUUGAUCGGCUAACCGAACUGGUCCCGGGUCUAGAAGGCCAAGGUCGGAGUGAAAGCAUCGUGCUGAACAAGACGGUGGAAUUCAUGCGUCUACAACUACGGGAGCGACAAGAGCUCAUCGCUGAGGUCGAAGGCAAAGGCGGUCGCAUCGACGAGACUCUUCGGCCGUGA
Molecule: messenger RNA, 357 nt
Organism: Aspergillus glaucus CBS 516.65
Lineage: Eukaryota; Fungi; Ascomycota; Eurotiomycetes; Eurotiales; Aspergillaceae
Exons: 1
Coding region: 1-357 (118 amino acids)
Biological process (GO): regulation of transcription by RNA polymerase II
Molecular function (GO): RNA polymerase II cis-regulatory region sequence-specific DNA binding; protein dimerization activity; DNA-binding transcription factor activity, RNA polymerase II-specific
Source: RefSeq, a predicted model, not a curated record